UAUCUCAUUGAAAAAGUAAUAAAUUUAAAGAAUAACUAAAACAAAAAGCCAUUAAUUGAUGUGAUAUUAGAGAUAACUUAAAAAUGGCUGAAAAAUCGGAGUUUGUUUCACUUGAAGAAUGUAUCGACAGAUGUAUUACUAAUGAAAAUGAUAUUAAAGAAGUUAAACGUAUUUUAUAUGGAAAACAAUUGCUUGAACUUAACAUCAGUGGCGAAGCCCUGGAAAUGGCAGAUAAUAAAGGGUUUGAAAUAAAAGGUUAUGUAUUUGAGGCUAAAAGGGAACAAAUAAGGAAACCAAGAAACGUUAGGAUUGGUGUCAUUCAAAAUAAAAUAGUUUUGCCGACCACUGCAUCAGUGACUGAUCAAAGAGAUGCCAUUCAUCAGAGAAUUUCUCACAUUAUAAGAGCUGCCAGUCUUUGUAAUGUCAAUAUAAUAUGCUUUCAGGAAACGUGGCCAAUGCCAUUUGGGUUUUGCACGCGUGAGAAGUUGCCGUGGACUGAGUUCGCAGAAUCGGCGCUAACGGGUCCCACAACUGUCUUCCUUCAAGAGAUUGCAAAAAAUAACGAUAUGGUUAUAGUUUCGCCUAUUUUGGAAAGGGAUGAACAACACGGAGAUAUCAUUUGGAAUACGGCUGUUGUUAUAUCAAACACCGGCAAAGUUAUCGGCAAAACCCGUAAAAAUCAUAUACCAAGAGUUGGAGAUUUUAAUGAGUCGACUUAUUACAUGGAAAGCACUUUAGGACAUCCAGUGUUUGAGACCAAAUUUGGAAGAAUUGGUGUAAAUAUAUGUUAUGGUAGACAUCACCCACAGAAUUGGUUAAUGUAUGGACUGAAUGGCGCAGAAAUUGUAUUCAAUCCAUCGGCAACUGUGGGAGAAUUGAGUGAACCGUUGUGGCCAAUAGAGGCCCGAAAUGCUGCCAUUGCUAAUCAUUACUUUACAUGUGCUAUUAAUAGAGUGGGAACGGAAAUUUUUCCAAAUGAGUUCACUUCAGGCGACGGAAAAUCGGCGCACAAAGAUUUUGGACACUUUUAUGGCUCGAGUUAUAUCGCAUCACCCGAUGGCUCACGAACUCCUGGUUUGUCCCGAACUAGUGAUGGCCUACUGAUAGCUGAAGUAGAUCUAAAUUUGUGUCGUCAGGUUCAGGAUCACUGGGGUUUUAAGAUGACUCAACGAUUGGAAACAUACGUUAAUGAACUCCAAGAAGUAAUUAAACCAGAUUUCAAGCAAAAUAUCAUUUGUGAAAAUAAAUAA
Molecule: messenger RNA, 1250 nt
Organism: Oppia nitens
Lineage: Eukaryota; Metazoa; Arthropoda; Arachnida; Sarcoptiformes; Oppiidae
Product: beta-ureidopropionase-like
Exons: 7
Coding region: 84-1250 (388 amino acids)
Molecular function (GO): beta-ureidopropionase activity
Source: RefSeq, a predicted model, not a curated record